AGCUCUCGAGUUCUCGAAAAUAGUUUGCAGUGACGUCAGCGAGGCUUCACAAAAGAUCCUCCUUUUUGCUGGAUCCGUCUGCUGCCGAUGCCUUCGCAACCGCAAAUCAAUCAUCAAGCACAGGAACUGUCACUGCCAUUAUUUCAACACCAUAGCAACCCCCAAUAGUUGAAUAGAAUAAACCAUGAGGCAGUUUUCUCUUUUGAAUCUUUUGCUCUUGUUGUCGGCAGCUUCUUUGGUAGCAUCCAAACAUGCUACCUCUGCUGGUUGGCUGAAACCUUCCUCCCCAAUCCAUCAGUUGGAUGAAUCUACACAGAGGGCCAUUUUUGCCGUCAGUGGAGGGGCUGCCAAAGCAACACCCAAAAAGGCCAAGAAGUCUGGCGGCAAAGCUCCUGCCAUUUCCAAUCCAGAUGGAGCUUCCAUCCCCAAUGAAAUCUUUAAUCUUGUCAAGGCAAUUGUAGGAGUCGGCGUCCUUUCGUUACCCGCUGGAAUUGCGGCCUUUGCCGAUAACAAAAGUGCCUUUUUACCGGCCGCCAUUAUGAUUGGGGUGAUUGGAGUCCUCAGUGGUUAUGGCUUUGCCAUUAUUGGAAAAGUAUGUGCCUAUACUGGUGCCACAAGCUACAGAGAGGCUUGGGCCGAGUCGAUUGGACCCAAGACAUCUUGGAUCCCUGCCUGGUCUGCUACGCUCAAAACAUCUUUGGCGUGCUUGGCCUUUAGUAUGGUCCUUGGGGAUACCUUCGCCACCUUGCUGAAGCAACCCAGAACUCCCACGUUGAUUGGAGUGACCUGUUUGGUACUUUUGCCUCUCUGUCUCAUGAAGAACCUCAAGUCCUUGGCUCCUUUCUCCUUGUUGGGUGUCAUGGGAAUGGCCUACACAGCAUUGGCCAUGACAGUACGUUGGUUGGAUGGUAGCUACGCCAUGACACAAGGAGCCGAAGGCAUGGUAGCUUCCGGAAAUCUUGUGGCAGAUGUGGCCGAGAAUCUUAGGCCCAAAUUUGGCUCGGUGGGGGGUUUUGAGAGUGUCUUGAACCCAUCAUCGUUGAUUCUCCUAUGCAUGCUCAGCACAGCUUACAUGGCUCACUUCAACGCUCCCAAGUUUUAUUUGGAGCUGAAAGACAACACUAUUCCCCGCUUCAAUACUGUUGUCAGUUGGAGUUUUGGAAUUUCCAUCCUCUUGAUGGGAUACAUCACCAUGACUGGUUUCCUGACGUUUGGUAAGAGCAGUCAAGGAUUCAUCUUGAGCAACUAUUCCGUAAACGAUCUUUGGAUCUCGGGGAGUCGCAUCGCCGUGGCGAUUUCCUUGGUGUUCUCUUAUCCACUCGCCUUUGUGGGGAUGCGAGAUGGUAUCGUCGAUCUUGUCAAUGUCCCGACGGAGAAACGAACCAACUCUUUCUUGAAUGGCUUGACUGUCGCCAUGUUGACCACGUUGACCGCCCUGGCUUGUGUGUUGACGGAUGUGAGCUUUGUUUUGUCUUUUGGUGGGGCCACCUUGGGCAAUGCAUUGACCUAUCUAUAUCCAGCCUUGAUGUACGCUGCCAUCAAUAAGAAACAAGGACGCAAGGAAGACUUGGCAGUUCUCAUUGCACAGGCUUCCGCCGUGUUGGGAGUUGUCAUGGGGGCGAUCGGCGCGAACAUGGCAUUGAAAAUGUUGAAGAACUAAGUCCUUGUGCUGUUUAGCUAGAUUGGUGUUCCACGGGUACUUCUGCCAUCCAUGGAGCUAAACCACGCGUUGACCUCACGACGGUGCAAAUACAAGCCACGGUAACUCUAUUCAAUGCAUGCAAUAUUCAAGGUCUUGUGGCUGUGAUUGUGGUGUUGGAAUGCACCAAUUCAGACAGAGAUUCACGAACCAGAAUUGUGGCACAAUAGAAUCAAUGAUGGGAGCGUAGAUAGAGUCGCUUAGUCAACCUGGGUCCGAAGAUGCAUGGUCUCCGUUAAACAGCUAUUGUUCAGAAGCGCCUGAGCUGAUGUAAAUACAGCAGCAGCUGUAAUAAGAUUGAAAGGGAUCGGGAUAGAUCUCCAUGGCACACCGUGGAAAAACAAAGUGAACAUACCGGUACAGGUACCUGGUACAUGUUAGGUUACCACGGUUCCUUUGGAACCAUUGCAUCCCCUCAAAAACACAGACAACAAUGAAACCCCCUAUACUCUCUUCUUUCCACACAGCAUCAUUCAUGCUAUCGUGCCACAAAUCACAGUCAAAUCAAGAAAGCAGUGAUGAAACAGACACCAGCAUGGACAAACCACAGCAAAGUCAGUCAUGACACAACACACACAAAGAAAAAUUCCCAUACACAGCAUUGGAGUUAAUCAUCCCUACUAGGUACAAUGAUAGGUACUAACAGGCAGGGUGGCGGGAUGUCACUUUAGAAUAUAUAACAACCAAAACUCCUUUCAAAUUUACACAAACAAAACCUUCCACUCAUCCACAACACUGGCAGAGUUACCUUAGUCUACUUCCAUCAAAGGCAACAGACGUUUUUAAGAAGCUGGAACCGUGGUUCCUUGAGCUCAAUCUAUGAUACUUCUCCUUCAUCGUUCCAAACUGUACAAGACGUGAGAGGAAUUCCUACUGAGAGCUCCAGGCGAUGGGAAUCGAAUCUCGAGGAUUUCCGGGAAUAAAGGGAUUCCUCUCCUUGUGGUAACGUACUAGUACGGCAGUACAGCGUACAUCUUCCGAUCUGGUUCUGGGGAAUCCUUGAGCCUCUCGGAUUUCCGGGAAUAAGGAUUCCUCCAAGGAUAUGAUGGCGAACACAGUGGAAACAAGCAGAGCUUUGGUGGAUAAAGCACACUUCCCAAAGGGAUGCCAGCUGGUCAACCUGUUCCUACUUCUCCUUCAUUGUCCCAAAGUGAGAGAUUGCAAUGUGGAAGUUCUUUCUACUACAUGUGUAGAGCUAGCUAGCUAGAAGUGUACAAUCUUUGCCUGUCAAACUCUGGCCGGAACAAGAGAGGGAGAGCUACCACUUACAAAAACUG
Messenger RNA from Seminavis robusta, 2976 nucleotides. NCBI's taxonomy places the organism in Eukaryota, Bacillariophyta, Bacillariophyceae, Naviculales, Naviculaceae. The record is from the annotation of a GenBank genome assembly.